AUGGGCUGUGGAAUCUGAACCCCCAAGAAACCUCAGGUUGAAGAACCUAAGAUUAUGAACGUGACUAAACCCAAAAGAAAUAGCAUCAGAGACGACUCUAGAGGAAGGUUUGGAGGAGUUACAGUUGGAGUUCCAGUCGGAAAGAAUCAAGAUGAUAUUCCAUUUAGAACACAAGACCCUAAUCAGCGUGAAAUAUAUGUCAACAACUACAGAUCUAGCAAUAACAGUGAUAGAAGAGGUUCUUAUUCUGGUACAGAAUUAAUCCGCUCUGAAGGUUCUCAAUAUCAAGCUGUUCACUCUGUACUCAGUGGCCAGUCAAGAAGAUAUUCACAAGAAGUAAAUCCUGAGAAGACAGGUGCUGGAAUACCAAUUUCUAAAAAGUCUUUCAAAAGUAAGAGAUGGAGUAGAGAUUCAGGCUACUCUAGAGGAAGGGGAACUGGCUCCAGAAGAGUACAACACAGCAUGCCUCUCUCCUCAGAUUCAGUCAAUUCAGAGUCAGAAGAAUCCUCUCUUUCCGAAAGUAACUAUCCUACCUCCAAUAACCAAAGGAACGCUCCAUACGCUCCAGUUGAUCAGAACGAAAGCUUUAGAGGCCAAACGAGUGAGAGAAGAAGCAGAAGGUCAAAAAUCGGGUCUCCAACUGGAACUGUAAUGAAUGAAAGUUUUUAG
Messenger RNA from Moneuplotes crassus, 669 nucleotides. The record is from the annotation of a GenBank genome assembly. NCBI's taxonomy places the organism in Eukaryota, Ciliophora, Spirotrichea, Euplotida, Euplotidae.